AUGGCCUCAGCCUACGACGCGCGUCUGCGCCAGAAGGUGGCUGUGAAGAAGCUGUCUCGCCCUUUCCAAUCGCUGAUCCAUGCAAGGAGGACCUACCGGGAGCUGCGCCUACUCAAACACCUGAAGCACGAGAACAUCAUAGGGCUUCUGGACGUCUUCACGCCGGCCACAUCCAUCGAGGAUUUCAGCGAAGUGUACCUGGUGACCACCCUGAUGGGCGCUGACCUGAAUAACAUCGUCAAGUGUCAGGCACUGAGCGAUGAGCAUGUUCAGUUCCUUGUCUACCAGCUGCUACGUGGGCUGAAGUAUAUCCACUCGGCAGGCAUCAUCCACCGGGACCUGAAGCCCAGCAAUGUAGCGGUGAAUGAAGACUGCGAGCUUAGGAUCCUGGACUUUGGGCUAGCGCGCCAAGCUGAUGAGGAGAUGACUGGAUAUGUGGCCACACGUUGGUACCGGGCGCCAGAGAUCAUGCUGAACUGGAUGCACUACAACCAGACAGUGGACAUCUGGUCUGUGGGCUGCAUCAUGGCUGAGCUGAUUCAAGGAAAGGCCCUCUUUCCUGGAAACGACUACAUUGACCAGCUGAAGCGAAUCAUGGAGGUGGUUGGCACACCCAGCCCCGAGGUUCUGGAAAAGAUAUCAUCGGAGCAUGCCCGGACAUACAUACAGUCUCUGCCCCCCAUGCCCCAGAAGGACCUCAGCAGUGUCUUCCAUGGAGCCAACCCUCUGGCUGUAGACCUCCUUGGAAGGAUGCUGGUGCUAGACAGUGACCAAAGGGUCAGUGCAGCUGAAGCCUUGGCCCAUGCAUACUUCAGCCAGUACCAUGACCCUGAUGAUGAGCCAGAGGCUGAGCCCUAUGAUGAAAGUGUUGAGGCCAAGGAGCGCACACUAGAGGAGUGGAAGGAGCUAACUUACCAGGAAGUCCUUAGCUUCAAGCCCCUGGAGCCAUCCCAGCUACCUGGUACCCAUGAGAUUGAACAGUGAGGCAUUGCCCGAGGGGAGGCUUGAGCCUGUCCCCUUUCCUCAGCUCUCCAGUUUUUUUCUCAAAAGGUGCCUCUCAGGCAGCCCUGACACUUAACCUGGGACUCCUUGACGUGAGAGAACUCUACACAUAUACACACACGAAGGCACGAAUGUGUACAUAUGCCUGCCAUUAUGUGUUGGAGCCUGGGCAGUAGUGUUUCUGGGCCUACCUUGAUCCACCCAGGUUCUCCUUGGGACCUCAGUGUGUGGAAUCUGAGUGUGUCCUUGUCUGAAUCACUUCUGCUCUUGAGAACUAUCUGGAUUGGGAAGAAGACAAACAGGCCAUGGCCCCUGGAGACUCUGGGGGUGGGGUGGGAGUCACAGUGGUUGGAGCAGCUCAACCUGGAAGUGUGUGGCUGAAAGCUGAGGCAGGGCCAGUGCCCCCAUCCAACUGAGUGGAGUUAGUUUCCCCUGGUGGUGUCAAGGCAGAGACCAUCACCAGAUAUCUAAUCCGAAAAGCUGGCUGCAGCUUUGUUUGCCUGUGACAUGUGGGCAAAUGGGCAUGAAUGUAUAUUGCUGGUAUACACAUCAGAGAACAUGCAGGCAUGUACUGAUGUGUACGAGCACGUAAGGGUCAGCAGCCAUUUCUGGUAGGGCACCUAAGAUGGAGACA
This is a messenger RNA of Cricetulus griseus (Chinese hamster), 1636 nucleotides long. The record is from RefSeq and is a predicted model, not a curated record. Lineage: Eukaryota; Metazoa; Chordata; Mammalia; Rodentia; Cricetidae.